GAAUGGAAAGGCAGAAGCAGCAGCAUUUUGUGCUGGUACAUGGUGCAUGUCAUGGAGCUUGGUGUUGGUUCAAGCUCAAGCCGCUGUUGGAGUUGGCCGGCCACCGGGUCACGGCCCUAGACCUCUCGGCUUCCGGUAUCAACCCUAAAAGGAUCGAAGAACUCGAUACGUUUGAGGAUUACAGUAUUCCAUUGCUUGAGUUCAUGGCUUCUGUUCCUUCACAUGAAAAGGUGGUUCUGGUUGGCCACAGUCUUGGGGGUUUGAACAUUGCUCUUGCUUCAGAAAAGUACCCUGAUAAGGUUCUGGUUGCCGUUUACGUAUCAGCUUUCAUGCCAGAUUGUGAACAUGCUCCCUCAUAUCCUUUGGAUCAGUUUUUCGAGCAGAAAUCGGCUGAAGAAUUCAUGGACACAGAGUUCAUAUCCAUUGGCACCACAGAAAGGCCCCAGUCCACCGUGUCUUUUGGGACUCAAUUCUUGGCCUCCAAAGUUUAUCAACUAACCUCCACUCAGGAUUUUGAGUUGGCAAAAUUUUUGGUCAGACCAAGUUCAACAUUUGUUGAAGAUUUGUCCAAGGCGAAACCUUUUUCCAAAGAAAAUUACGGAUCAGUGAAGCGAGCUUAUAUCAUAUGCGCAGAGGAUUUAGGCGUAACAAAAGAGUUUCAAAGCAUACUGAUUGAAAGAGUUGGAGUCUCCAUUGUGAAAGAGUUGAGAAAUGCGGAUCACAUGGCUAUGCUCUGCAAGCCCCAUCAACUUUGCCAAGCACUUAAAGAAAUAACUGAUGAAAUCACAACAUAA
This is a messenger RNA of Oldenlandia corymbosa var. corymbosa, 794 nucleotides long. The record is from the annotation of a GenBank genome assembly. Lineage: Eukaryota; Viridiplantae; Streptophyta; Magnoliopsida; Gentianales; Rubiaceae.